AUGCAACAAACAUCUCUUCGCCUUAUAUUUUUGUGUAGUCUAUUGAUAUUUAUUCAACAGUGCAAUAAAACUGAUGCUCAGAUAUUUCGCAAUUUAUCGGUUUCUAUUAAAAAACGACUGGAUGACUUAAUCUCAUCAUUAACAAUAGAGGAGCUUGUUGAGCAAAUGGCAAAUGGUGGCGCAGGUCCAACAUACGGUCCUGCACCGGCUAUACCUAGAUUAAAGAUCAAACCCUAUCAAUGGCGUACAAAUCCAAAUCAAGGUCUUUGUACUUCAUUUGUAAGUCACAUUAAUCAAGCUGCCUCGUUUGAUAUACUGGAUGUCUGGAAAAUCGCUUUCGCAAACGGCUUAGAAAUGCGAGCUAAAUGGAAUCAGUUUAGUAAACAAAAUAAUUACCGUGAUAAUACGGGAAUAAAUGUGUUUGCACCGACUGUCAAUCUUCUUCGGCAUCCUCUUUGGGGAAGGAAUAAGGAGACUUACGGGGAAGAUCCAUAUUUGGCGGCUGAAUUAGCUAGAGCAUAUGUACAUGGGAUUAGUGGUUGGAAUGUACCACACGAUGGCUCAAUCAAGGUAAACUUACUAACAAUAAAUCCAAUCAGACAACAUGUUGUAUUGGUUGGUGCAAACUGUAAACACUAUGCUGCGCAUUCCGGACCAGAAAACGAUCCUGUUUCAAGGUUAUCUUUUGAAGCCGAUGUUCCGGAACACGAUUUGUGGAUGACCUAUUUUCCUGCUUUUCGCGCAUGUAUGGAAGCUGGAGCUGUUGGAGUUAUGUGUGCAUAUAGCGGAGUGAAUGGCACACCAGCUUGUGUAAAUCACUGGCUAUUAGAUACUGUACUUCGGAAGCAGUGGAAAUAUCCAGGUUUUGUAAUCAGUGAUGAAGGUGCCUUGCAAUUUUUGAUAUCGAAACAUCAUGUUUAUUCGUCUUUACAAGAAGCUGCUUUAGCUGCAGUUAAAGCUGGUGUAAAUAUAGAAAAUGCAUUACCUAAUAAUGUUAACGUUUAUUCUGAAUUAUUAAACCUUACAAAAUCUGGUAAUGUGACUGAAGAUGAAUUACGAAAUCUAGUUCGUCCUUUGUUCCUUGCUAGAAUUCUAGAAGGUGAAUUAAAUUCGCCAGAAAUGGAUCCAUAUGCUCAUUUAUUACCCAGUACAGUUGUCAAGAGUGAUAAGCAUAAAUAUUUAUCGUUGGUUUCUGCAGCCAAAACAAUGGUACUUUUGAAAAACUCUGAAGAAUUCCUUCCACUUAAAAUGAAACCAGAUACAAAUGAACGGCCGUUAAAACAUGUUGCCUUACUUGGACCAUUUUCAAGAAAUAUCAGUGAAUUGGUUGGAAGUUACACUAAACACAUUGAUCCGGCUGAUACAGUUCCAUUGGAUAAAACUCUUGAAAAAAUAAGUGAAAACGUUACUGCUUCAGAUAUUUGCAUUGAUGGUGGGAAGUGUACAAUGUACGACGAUUUAGCUAUCCAAGAAAUACUUUCCCAACCAGAUAUUGACCUUGUUAUCAUAACCAUUGGCACGGGACGAAAUGUUGAAGACGAAGCACAUGAUAGACAUAAUCUGAAUCUACCUGGACAUCAGAAUGAAUUUUUAUUAAGUACACUAGAUAUGGCAGCCGGUCGGGGGAUAAUUAGGCGCAAGCCUGUCCCAGUAGUUUUAUUAGUCUUUUCUUCUGGACCAAUUGAUAUUGAGCCAGCAGUGGAAGAUGAAAAUCUGUAUAUACAAUGGUUAAAAUGUGGGCAAACUGAUAUAAGUAAUGAAGAUCAGUGGGAAUGCACUGCACCUAAUAUUCAAUUGGCAGGCUUUAAACGUAUUCGACUAGAUGUUGGCGAAAAAAAGGAUCUUCAUUUUCAAAUAUCCCCAGACCAGUUAAGUGUAUGGUCUAAUCAACAUAAAUCCAUGGUUCCUGGUCAAGGCACUCUCCGUAUAUCAGUUGGAGGACAACAACCUGAUCAACCAGUUACAGUUGGAUCAAACUAUUUGAUUGGUAUAGUUAAAAUAGAUCACAUAUAGCUGGAAAAGGCUUGGAACUUAAAACAAG
Molecule: messenger RNA, 2041 nt
Organism: Schistosoma guineensis
Lineage: Eukaryota; Metazoa; Platyhelminthes; Trematoda; Strigeidida; Schistosomatidae
Source: the annotation of a GenBank genome assembly